Messenger RNA from Tetrahymena thermophila SB210, 327 nucleotides. Its product is annotated as transmembrane protein, putative. The record is from RefSeq and is a predicted model, not a curated record. Lineage: Eukaryota; Ciliophora; Oligohymenophorea; Hymenostomatida; Tetrahymenidae. The transcript has a single exon.
AUGUUGGUUAUUUAUUUAUUUAUUUUUUAGCAGUUUAGUAAGAGCAUAAAUAAACUGUAAGAAGAGAGAAUAAAUAUUCUUUAAUCUAAGUUUAUCAUCCUCUAACUUUGUUUGAUUUUUAUAUAUAUUUUAUAGGUGAUUUAUUUAUUUAUUAAUAUAUUUUAUUUGGUUAAUUAAUUUACUAAUUAAUUAGUAAAUCACUCAGUUGAAAAAUUUGAUAAAAUAUUUGGUUUUUUAAUUAUAAAUAUCAUUCUAUUUUAUAUGGCUAAAAUUUUAAUUAUUAAUUAAUUGCCUUUAGUUAGUUGCUAUUUAUUUCACCACUAAUGA